CGCGGCGAUCACCAGCGACAUCGCUCCUAUCGCGACAGUCAUGGAGACGAUCGGGUUAGGAAGCACCGCGAUGACGAUCGCGAUGAUCGGGAGGCGAAGCGUAGAGACCAUCGGGAUCGGGAUAGCGGUAGAUACGACAGCAAGCAUGGCCGCUCUUCGCACUCUGAGCGAAAGCGAUCAUACGACAGCGAUGAAGAUGAAGCGGAGCGACGAGAGCGCAGACGCGAAAAGAAGGAGCAGGAAAGAGCAGCACGAAAGGCAGCCAAGCGAGCAGCCAAAGAGGAGGAUGAGGCCUCUGCGCAAAGAGCCAUGGCGGCCGAAGCGCUGAUGUACAGCGCAGAGGAUAAUCCAUUCAAUGACGCAGAUCUCAGCAGCAAGUUCAAAUGGCGCAAAAAGGAGGACAAGGAGAAGAAGCAAGGAAUGAGCAGAGCUGAAGCCGAGGCGAGGGAUGCAGAGAGACGAAGAGAAGCGAUGGCGAAGAUCGCGCGGCUGAAUCAAAAGAGAGCAGAGAGGGAGAGGGAGCAGCAAGAAAGGGAAGAAGAGGAAGCUAGAAUGGCUCGACUAGCAGAAAGCGCCGCCAUGUCCGAGUGGGUGGCUAAGGAGGACGACUUCCAUCUGCAACAGAGCAGGAAACGUGCAGCUAUCCGGGUCAGGGAAGGUCGAGCUAAGCCCAUCGAUCUGUUGGCUAUCAAUCUCAAGUGGGCCGAUCCGAAAGUCUUACGGGAUAAAGACUCCAGAGAUAGGGACGAGGGCGACGACGAGGAAGAUGACGAAGCUGGUCUGGAAAUUGAUCUCGAGGAGCCAUACCUGAUCUUUGAGAACCUCUCCCUCGACGAGGUUGAAGAGCUACAUCAGGACAUCCAAAUGUACCUCACGCUCGAAAAGAAUGAGCAACAUCUCGAUUUCUGGAAGGCCAUGGUCAUUGUGUGUGAUGACAAGCUCGACGAGCUACGGAUGAUUGAGGACGGCGCGAACCCUCAACAAAGAUCAUUGGACCCAGCUGUCAGGUCAGAGAUGGAUACUAUGCUAGGCAACAAGACACAUGAGCAGCUGGUCGGUCUGCAGGAUCAAGUUCGAUCAAAGUUGAAGUCUGGAGAGUCGAUCGACGUCGAGUAUUGGGAGGGGCUGCUCAAACAGAUUGUCGUCUGGCGCGCGAAGGCUAGGCUUAGAGAUCAGCACGAAAACGUUUUGGCCAAUCGCAUUGCUUACCUGAGAAAGAGGCAGAGGCUGGAAGCAGAGAGGAUGCAAGAGGAACUGAGGGCGCAGAUGCAGGAUGGUGAAGAUGAUACCUCUGGUCAAUCUGAAGCGCAACCGUUGCCAACUGGGGCCGAUGCUGACGAGGACCAAGCGGCAGAAGCACAGGCUGCUGCUGCGGAGGCGGAGCUCCUUCGCAUACAGACCGAGUGGGACGAAACGAUGGAGCCGGGCUUCAUUGACCGAAACAGCCUUCCCUACGCCGACCGGCAGGUAGCAGUCGUCGAUCCUGAUGAGGAUCGCGUCAACUUGUUAGAGGCAAGGCGCAAGGUUCUUGGUGCGCGCUUCGUCCCUCGCAAUUCUGGUCCGCGUCAUGCCAGAGGAGAAGGCGAAGAUACGGACGCGUCGAUGUGGAAGCAAGAAGCUUCCAAGCCUAUGGAUGUGGAGGAGGAAGCGUUCAAUAAUGCCGAAGAGCUGGUUGGUAAAUCUUAUCAGUGGGAAGAUAAGUACAGGCCUAGGAAACCGAGGUACUUCAACCGCGUGCACACGGGCUUCGAGUGGAGCAGGUACAACCAGACGCAUUAUGACUCGGUGGAGAAUCCGCCUCCGAAAGUCGUGCAAGGCUACAAGUUCAACAUCUUCUACCCAGAUCUCAUCGACAAGAGCAAAGCUCCCACAUACCGCAUACGCAAGGAUCCGAACGAUCCCGACACGGCCAUCAUCAUAUUCGUUGCUGGUCCUCCUUACGAAGACAUUGCCUUUCGCAUCGUCAACAAGCCUUGGAAUCUCGCCCACCGGAGAGGGUUCAGGGCUAGCUUUGAUCGAGGCAUCAUGCAGCUCUACUGUAAGUAUUGUGCUUUUGCAGAGCGGCCAAACAAGCUUGCAAGACCGAGACAUGUACUCGAGCUUACUCGCCAUCUCUCGCACCCAAACAGUCUCGUUUCAGCGCAACUUCUAUCGCAAGUG
This is a messenger RNA of Ceraceosorus guamensis, 2160 nucleotides long. RefSeq lists its product as hypothetical. The annotation marks the transcript as partial. Lineage: Eukaryota; Fungi; Basidiomycota; Exobasidiomycetes; Ceraceosorales; Ceraceosoraceae. The transcript is spliced from 7 exons. Gene Ontology annotation, molecular function: protein binding. Gene Ontology annotation, biological process: mRNA cis splicing, via spliceosome. Gene Ontology annotation, cellular component: cytoplasm; spliceosomal complex. The record is from RefSeq and is a predicted model, not a curated record.